GAUUUGACAUUGUAAAUAUUUGUUUUCAAAUUUUUAGUUUUAUUUUGCUUAAACGUGCUUUAGUUUAUUUAAAUUUUAUGUUCUAGACCAAUCUUGUAUAGAUAGAUAAAUAUAAAUAAUCCCUGUAACUUAAUUCAGUGAUAUUGAUUAUUUUUUCAAUGUCGAAGAGUUAAAAAAUACAAAACUUAUAAUACUCCAUUUUGUUUUUACUUAACAUUACCUACAAUAGAGCAAAAGGUAAAAGAUAAUUAUGGCGGGACAGGGACAUCAAUUCCCUGGGAACUUCCAGGGUAACACUGGAACGAUGAGAACGGGUUUUGGCGGGCCCAUGGGUGGCCAGAUGCAAGCAAUGCCCAACCAAAUGACCGGUGUGAUGGGUGGGCCCAUGGGUAAUUCCGGUAUGGUGGGUAUGGCGAACCAAAUGGUACCACCAUAUGGGGCAGCUAUGCCAGGGCAAAUGACUAAUAUGGGAAUGGGAGGACAGGGAAUGGGCACAGCUAUGGCUGGAGUUGGAGCUGGUCCAGGUGGACUUGGAUCACAAGCAGUUCAACAACAAGGAGGCAUGCAAACUGCUGCUGCAGUGCAGGUCGCUGCUGCGGCGCCUCCGCCCGCCCCCGUCGCUCAUCCCCCACAGAGCAAGGAGUUUAACACUGCUUCAUUAUGCAAUUUGGGCCAAGAAACAGUCCAAGAUGUAGUAUGUAGAACACAAUAUGUUUUCCAAAUUUUAAAAGCCAUCAAACCGCCGAAUGGAACCCAACACGGUGAAAAUGCAAGUAAUGAUAGGAAAGCUAAAAUGCAAGAACAGCUGCGUACCAUAAGACUCUUGUUUAAGAGGCUAAGACUGAUCUAUGAGAAAUGUAAUGAGACAUGUGAGGGCAUGGAGUAUACCCACAUAGAAAGUCUAAUUCCAAUAAAAGACGAAGCUGAUAACAAGGCUUUAGACGAGAGGAGAAACACAGAAUCAUACAGACUAGCGUUGGAGGAAAACAGAGAAUUAACGGAACAGGCGGUUCUCAAAAAUAAACAGCUGAAGGAAAUAAUCACGAAUUUAAGAACUAUAAUUUCGGAAAUAAAUGUAAUGUUAACAAUGCGUAGAUCAUAAAUAAAUUAUACAAAUAAUAAGUAUGUAAAUGUUACUAAUAAGUGAAUUACAUUUACUUAAUCUAC
Molecule: messenger RNA, 1167 nt
Organism: Nymphalis io (European peacock)
Lineage: Eukaryota; Metazoa; Arthropoda; Insecta; Lepidoptera; Nymphalidae
Gene: MED30
Product: mediator of RNA polymerase II transcription subunit 30
Exons: 7
Coding region: 251-1102 (283 amino acids)
Biological process (GO): positive regulation of DNA-templated transcription
Cellular component (GO): mediator complex
Molecular function (GO): transcription coregulator activity
Source: RefSeq, a predicted model, not a curated record